GUACACUCCAAAGUCCAAACCAAAAAUAAAAGUGUGAUAGAAACUAAUAAUUCCCCCCACACCCUCUUUGUUUUAUCCCCCCAUAUAUAUACAACAAUUGUGUCUCCUUCCUCUUUAUAGUUAACUAUGGAAGAUGAGAAAGUACACAUAAUGAAAGACUCCAAUUACGUGCAAUAUCAAGAAGAAGAAGAGGAAGAGGAAGAGGAGGCUCUCUCGCUCUCUGAUCUUCCACUUAACCGCAAUUCCAGAACUCCCAGCCUCGAUGACGCCUCGUUUAACAAAAUUCUCCGACCCUCCUCGUUACCGGAUCAUGCCGCCGAGAUUUUCAACGGCUUCAGCAGCACCAGCAGCUCCGACAUGUGUCCCGCCGAUGACAUCAUUUUCUGCGGCAGACUCGUCCCAUUCAAAGCCCACCCGCCGCUCACAACCUUCGCCCUCGUCGACCAACUCCAAUCUCCCGCGCGCCGCCGGAGAUCGGACUCGCUCUCCUCCGUCACGCGAUCCAACAGUGUCAGCACGUGCACCGGCGGGGGCUCGCGCCGCCUCAUGAUGAGGAACAGCAAGAGCUUGGACUACAGCAGGCUGCGCGAGCCCGCGGCGCCGGAGGUGGAGCGGAAUUCCUCGGCCAGGAGCGGCGGCGUGGCGGCGGAGGCGAAGAAGGCGACGAAGCCGCGGUGGUACUCGCUGAUGUUCGGGACGAUGAAGGUGCCGGCGGAGAUGGAGCUGAGCGACAUGAAGAACCGGCAGGUUCGGCGGAAUCCGUCGACGACGAUGUUCGUGGCGGCGGAGCCCGGCGGGAAGGUGGGCGGGAAGGUGUCGUGGAGAAUACUGAAGGCUCUGAGUUGCAAGGAUCACAACAGCGUGGCCGUAACGACGUCGUUUCCGAUGCCGCAAGCGUCGUAGGGUUAUAUUGACGCAUUUGCCCUUGUGGUUUUGGUGAAAAUAGUUAUACUAUAUGAUGAUUGUGUCGUUGCUUGAGCGAGUGGAAAUUAUAAUAUUGACUUCACGUAGAAGGGUACAUUGUGUUAUGUUAUGUGUAUAGUGGGGGACUCAGCAACCAAGUGGAUUAGAGGAUUUGUUUAUUUAUUUAUUUAAACUUUUUAUUUUGCUGAAUGCUGAGUUACUUUAUGUUCCUUAGGUUGGUGGCUAUUAAUUAUAGGAGUGAAUGACAAUCACGAGAAAUCCGACAUUCACACAAACAAUCGCUGCUCCUCCUUCUAUCUAUUAGCCCUUUACUAUUUUAUUUUCUCAACCAUUCUUUACACAUUACAGUAAUUAUUUUUAAAACAUAAUAUUACCACGUGGAUUGGGAUUUUGUUGUUUAAU
Messenger RNA from Cajanus cajan (pigeon pea), 1326 nucleotides. RefSeq lists its product as uncharacterized. NCBI's taxonomy places the organism in Eukaryota, Viridiplantae, Streptophyta, Magnoliopsida, Fabales, Fabaceae. The record is from RefSeq and is a predicted model, not a curated record.